Molecule: messenger RNA, 1739 nt
Organism: Penicilliopsis zonata CBS 506.65
Lineage: Eukaryota; Fungi; Ascomycota; Eurotiomycetes; Eurotiales; Aspergillaceae
Exons: 4
Coding region: 294-1550 (418 amino acids)
Biological process (GO): phenylacetate catabolic process; fatty acid beta-oxidation
Cellular component (GO): peroxisome
Molecular function (GO): acetyl-CoA C-acyltransferase activity
Source: RefSeq, a predicted model, not a curated record
UUCAUUUUGAAUCUUGAUUGAUAAUUACGGAUCAUAGAUUCUAGCCGGUGAGUUUUGAAAAGUCUCGUGGUUUUGAAGCCCAGAGGCUUAGUCUAGUAUCUAGUGGUUAUUUGUUUUCCUGCCUUGGACAAUUCUCGCCUCCGCAUCCCUUGAACAUUCCCCUCACAUUCCCCUCAUAUUCGCUGUCAGUGCCUUCCCUUGACGAAGUUAUUGCAUAGAGGUGUUUCUUUCCUUUGAGUUUGUGAUAAGUUGCUUACGAGCCCUACCAGAACUACUCUAUUUCCCCAAACAUUAUGGCUUCAGAGCGACUGAGCUCCAUCCUGAGCCACCUCAAGGGUGGCGACUCGAACAGCGCGGUGUCAGCUAUUACGCAGAAGAACCCCGAAGAUGUGGUUAUCACUCUCGCUUUACGAACGCCGCUCGCAAAGGCCGGCAAAGGUGGCUUCAAGGACACGGACCUCGAUUAUAUGGUGUACGCCUUGCUCAAGGAGUUGAUCGCCAAAUCGAAGCUCGACCCCACUCUUAUCGAGGAUGUUUGUCUUGGAAAUGUGAGCGACGGUAAGGCGGCGUACCGGCUCCGCGCUGCAUCCCUUGCAGCGGGCAUCCCCCACACGUCCGGCGCCUCCACCGUGAACCGGUUCUGCUCGUCCGGCCUGAAGGCUGUGCAGGAUAUCGCCAACCAGAUCCGACUCGGAGCGAUUGAUGUCGGGGUGGCGAUGGGUGCCGAGCUGAUGACUGCCGGCGGCGACCGGCUGGAAAAGCCCUUCCACGCGGAGAUCCUCAAGAACCAGGAGGCUGCCGAUUGCAUGCAGCCAAUGGGCCAGACGUCAGAGAAUGUCGGCGAUGACUUUGGGAUCACCCGUGAGAUGCAGGAUCGCUAUGCCGCCGAGUCGUUCCGCCGCGCCGAGGCCGCCCAGAAGGCCGGCUGGUUUGAUGACGAGAUCGUUCCCAUCACCACCAAGGUCAAGGAUCCGCAGUCCGGCGAACUCAAAGAGGUCACACUCACCCGCGACGAGGGUAUUCGCUACGGCACCACCGUCGAGGCCUUGAGCAAGAUCCGGCCUGCGUUUCCCCAGUUCGGAAACAAGACUACCGGCGGGAAUGCCAGCCAGGUGACUGACGGAGCCGCCGCUAUCCUUCUGAUGCGCCGCUCGAAAGCCAUCGAGCUCAACCAGCCCAUCCUCGCGAAAUUCUGCGGCGCAACCGUCGCCGGCGUGCCGCCGCGCGUGAUGGGAAUCGGCCCCACGGCCGCAAUCCCCAAGCUCCUGACCCAGUUCCGGCUCGACAAGGCGGACAUCGACUUGUUCGAGAUCAACGAGGCCUUUGCCUCGAUGGCGGUCUACUGCGUCGACAAGCUAGGGCUUGAACAUGAGCGCGUCAACCCGCGCGGCGGCGCCAUCGCCCUCGGCCACCCACUUGGCGCGACGGGGGCGCGGCAGAUCUGUACGAUUCUCAGCGAGGCGCGGAGAACCAAGAAGCGCAUUCUCGUCACUAGUAUGUGUAUUGGUACGGGGCAGGGGAUGGCUGGUUUGUUUGUAAAUGAGGUAUAAUCAUCGCAUUAUUCGUAACGUAUAAUGUAAAUGGUAUAAAACAUGCUCGGGUAUAAUAUAAAGAUUAUCAUUUAUUCCCCUCCCUCUUCAUCCUCUCCUCCGCCGCUUUGGCAAGUAUAUCCCUUCUACUUGCACCCUGGUCCUGAACAGGAUGUGCACCCCCCCCACCCAAGACAAACUGCCCACCCG